Molecule: messenger RNA, 931 nt
Organism: Neurospora hispaniola
Lineage: Eukaryota; Fungi; Ascomycota; Sordariomycetes; Sordariales; Sordariaceae
Exons: 1
Coding region: 136-831 (231 amino acids)
Source: RefSeq, a predicted model, not a curated record
AUGAACUCUAGGUCAGUGAUGGAGGUGCAUCAUGUCAUUGGCUGUGCAAGCACUGGGUGGUCUCAGUCUUCACUGCGAUGACGGGACCAUAGCCUCACGUGCCCAACACCAGAACGAGUGUGGGUGAUUGUCUGGAUGGUGACGUCCCCUUGUCCUAUUCAACCCUGUAAAAAUCAGCCGAAACUACCCUCAUAUUAUGACGCUCCAAAAGGCAGAAUUCAAUCCGAGAGUUGCAUAUCCAUCAUUCGCGGCGGCCUCGAGACUAUCGACUGCUCUUCAAUAAAACACACCGCGGAGCUUCACAACAGUCAGAACGAUCACAAGCCUAUAAAAUCUAGCGACCAUGCUUGGGCGUUGUCGAUAAGCAGCGGAAUCAUUGAAAGCGCUCGGUGCGGGGAUGGGGCGUGUGCAGUUUUGAAGGUGCACUUUGGGGAAUCGAGACGCACUUUUUCCAUCCGGGCGUAUUCAGGGAAAAAAAAAAAAAAACAAGAAAGAAAAACAAAAGAAAGAAAAAAUAGGCCAAGACGAAUCAUUGUCGUGUCGUUUGUCGUCGUCGUCAAUGUCCCUGCGUGCCAUUGUGGUCUGGUCCGGAGGUCCAAGUUGAGAGAUUUGGCACGCCGCGUCCGUCUCCGUCCGGAAGUUUCCGUUUGCAGAUUCAUCGGAGUAUUCUCCGGCCCUGUGCCCCGAGUGUCUGGUGGCUGCCGGUCUCCCUGCGCACGUCCUUCUAGCACUAAGUGGCACUGCUGUCCUUCUUGUGCUCAUCAUCAGAGCGCCCGUGUCCUUUGGGAUUCAUCGGACGAGCAACUCUUCAGAGGUACGUAUGUACACUAGUUACAGUACCUGGCCAGAAUCGGCGUUUGGUGUGGUGGGUUUGGGCAGAAACAAGGAACCCUUCACCAAGAGGAAAGCGGAGAUGCGACUCGGUCGAAAU